Molecule: messenger RNA, 894 nt
Organism: Penicillium macrosclerotiorum
Lineage: Eukaryota; Fungi; Ascomycota; Eurotiomycetes; Eurotiales; Aspergillaceae
Product: aromatic alcohol reductase
Exons: 2
Coding region: 1-894 (297 amino acids)
Molecular function (GO): oxidoreductase activity
Source: RefSeq, a predicted model, not a curated record
AUGGCUGCCACAAAAGUUGCACUGGUCGGAGCCGCCGGAAAUCUUGGUCCAGCGAUACUAUCUGCACUAUUGGAUGCAGGGUUUAGAGUUACUGUCCUUACAAGACACGACAGCAAAAGUACAUUUGAUGCUAGAGCUCAUGUCGCAAGGGUCGACUACGACUCUCUCGAUUCACUCAUUGCUGCUUUUGAAGGCAAUGAGGUCGUGGUGAAUACACUCGGGGUGGGAGCCAUACCCCGUGCCAUUCACAUACGCCUUGUCGACGCCGCAGUUGCUGCCUCCGUCAAGCGCUUUAUUCCGUCAGAAUUCGGAUCUGAUACAACUCAUCUGGCUACUGCGAAGCUCCCCGUCUUUGCCGACAAGGUUUAUGUUCAACAAUAUCUGCGACAAAUCUCCCAGCAGUCCAGUCUCACCUACACUCUCUUGGUUAAUGGGCCGUUUCUCGACUGGGGCCUGAGAACCGGCUUUCUCCUAGACCUGUCCAGCCCCGUCACGACUUUGUACGACGGUGGCGAUCGGAAAUUUAGUACUACCACUCUAAAAGGGGUUGGUAAAGCUAUCGUUGGAAUUGUUAACCACCCUGAAGAGACGAAAAACACUGCGACCUUUGUUAGUGAGGCUUGUCUGUCCCAAAAAGACCUUCUCAGUCUGAUCGGUAAGAGUCCUCAGACACAGAGUGUCUCAACAGUCGACGCAGAAAAAGAAUCCUACGCAGAGCUUGCAAAGCCAUCGCCAAACUUUCAUGCUGCCGCGGUUGGAUUCCUCCGUAGGGGGAUCUUCGGUGAUGGAUUUGGAAGUCUUUUCAACCAGGACAAGCUUUCCAACGAGCUAUUUGGUAUAGAGAUGUUGUCUCAGGAGGAAUUGCAGAAGAUUGCUGCCGAGUCUUGUCCUUGA